Molecule: messenger RNA, 1050 nt
Organism: Penicillium cataractarum
Lineage: Eukaryota; Fungi; Ascomycota; Eurotiomycetes; Eurotiales; Aspergillaceae
Exons: 3
Coding region: 1-1050 (349 amino acids)
Biological process (GO): post-translational protein targeting to endoplasmic reticulum membrane
Cellular component (GO): membrane; TRC complex
Molecular function (GO): molecular adaptor activity; protein binding
Source: RefSeq, a predicted model, not a curated record
AUGGCUCCCACAGAAAGCAAGAAGCGCCUGGCCCUGGCCAUCAUCGACUUCCUCGGCUCUAGCCUGAAGGACGGCACCCUCACCGCCGACGAUGCCGAGUCCAUUGAGAUCGCGCAGUCCUGUAUCGCCGAUACCUUCAAGGUCGACCCAACCGAUGAAGCUGCCGUGAAGGAGGCCGUGGGUGGCCAGUCCCUGGCCAGCAUCUACAGCGUUUACGAGAAGCUGCGGAGCAAGUCUACCCCUCAGGCAUCUGCUGCAGGAGCCCAGGAAUCACAGGAGCAGAAGGCCAAGGCUGGCGCGCCCACCCCUGAGUCCGAUAAACUGAAGUCCGAGGGCAACGCUCUCAUGGCCAAGAAGGAUUACGCUGCGGCCAUUGAAUCAUACUCCAAGGCCCUGGAGAUCGCCCCGGCCAACCCCAUCUAUCUCUCUAACCGCGCCGCCGCUUACUCCGCCUCUGGUCAGCACGAGAAGGCCGCCGAUGAUGCCGAGGUGGCCGUUGCCGUUGAUCCCAAGUACUCGAAGGCCUGGAGCCGUCUCGGUCUUGCUCGGUUUGACAUGGGUGACUACCACGCUGCCAAGGAGGCCUACGAGAAGGGUAUUGAGGCGGAGGGUACCGGUGGCAGUGAUGCUAUGAAGCGUGGCCUGGAGACUUGCAACAAGAAGAUUGAGGAGGCUAGCCGCGCUACCGAGCCCCCAUCGGAGGAGUUGGAUACUGCCCCUGGCGCUUCUCGCAGUGCUGGCGGCAUGCCCGAUCUUUCUUCUCUGGCUGGCAUGUUCGGCGGUGGUGCUGGCGGUGCUGGCGGUGCCGGUGGUAUGCCCGAUCUCGGUUCUAUGAUGAACAACCCCAUGUUCGCCAGCAUGGCCCAGAACCUCAUGAGCAACCCUGAUAUGCUGGGCAACUUGAUGAGCAACCCCCGCCUUCGCCAGAUGGCCGAGAGCUUCGGCCAGGGUGGCGGUAUGCCCGAUAUGUCUAGCCUCAUGAGCGACCCCAACAUUGCUGAGAUGGCCCGCAACAUGAUGGGUGGUGGCGGUGCUGGCCGGGGCCAGUAA